GAGACAUGGCUAGAUUUGCUAUUGUUCACUGGGAAGACCAUUUUGUUAGCCUAAUUAACUUAGAGACAGUGAAAGAACCACGUAAACCUGUGCUGGAAUACAGAGAAGGGGAAUUCAUUACUGCCACAUAUGGUAAAAAACCGUACAAGGCGAGGAUUUCAGAAAUCAGUACAGAUCGAGCAUCAUUACAGUCAAAGAGCAAGGACGGGAAGUUUCCACUUAAGUAUACUUACAGUGAUGAUGUUCCUGUUGUAGAGGGAAACUUGGACAAAUCUACAGUAAGCACGUCUCGCCAAGAUGAAGAAGAGGCAACAUAUUCCUUAGAGCCAGAAGUUGUUCAGCGGGAUGUUCAGCGGAAUUAUGACAGUACUAGUGACUUAUCAACUAUCAAUGAAGAAAUGCCACCAGUUGGAGAAUCAACACCAGAUACAGACACCACAGCAAGUGAUGUUGUCGACACCACUGUAGAAAUGCCUUUGCAAGUUACCCCUGAAGCAAAAAGACAUUCAAGAAGUCCAACCCCACCUUCUUUAUCUAGCAAAGUAAGAAAGUUGGAGAAAAAGUAUGAAGCUCUGGAAAGAGAGGUAAGGCACCUCAAAAAAAAGCUACGGGCUUCCGUUGCAGAUGUGGCCCCACACACAGUUCCUGGGCCAAGCAGCAGUCCUCAGGCAGCAUCUGAUGGCCCAAGUGUGGAGGAACUGUUGCAGUGUGUAUCACAUUUAUCAAGUAAAGAUGUUGGGAUUAUCCUCCGUACUUUGGUCUACAAAGUUUUUGAAAACGAGGAUCUCCUCAACUGUUCAAGGACAGGGAAGAAAACUGUGAAUUCAAGAGAUAACCCUAAACCUCCAUUGAAUGCUAUUAAGUUAGAGAUUGUGCAAACAGCCAUCAUGAGAAAGUGCGAAAUAAGUGUUGAGGUCUUCAAAAAAAAAUUUGACAAUUUUUUGAAAAUGGAAAGACGUAAGAGUCGUGUAGCAAGUUCACAAAUGAUCUAAACCUGUAUCUUAAAUGUAUCUUAAAUGUAUCUUAAAACUUGAACAUUUUGAAGACGAGUUUGUGUAAUUAAAAUAAUGUAAAAAUGAAAACCUAGUCUCUUUCAGUUUUUUACAGCAGGUAUCCUGUGAGAAAUGGCGGAUAGUAACCAAGACAUUAAAGAAGGUUUCAGUGACUAUUAGGUGAAAAUGGUAAUGUUUCUCUUGAACAGAUUUGGGACCUGUCAGGAAUGCUGUAGAACAGGUCAUGAACUCCAUCAGUAUUAAAAUGCUGGAACAGUGAAUGAAGUGUUCUAGAUCAUAACUGGUAGGGCUGAAACUGUUCUAGAACAAUUCAGGAAAAAGAUGUAAUUAGGACAGUUCAAGAAAUUUAAUUCUAGAACGUUAAAUGCUGUUGAAAAUCCAUGUCUCAUUUAACGUUCUAGAACAAUUCCUGAGUGUUUCUUCACGAACAACUCUGUAAUUUUUGUUCCAGAUCAAUCCCUGAUUCUGAUGUUCUAGAACUGUUGAUUGAUGCUACUGUUCUUGAACUCCUUUGUUCUGGUACACUUCCAGUGUUGUCUCAUUUAACAAAAUUUAACGUUCUUGAACUGCACCAGAUCAAUAAUGGUACAUUUUUAGUGGUUCU
Magallana angulata is the source of this 1617-nucleotide messenger RNA. RefSeq lists its product as uncharacterized. NCBI's taxonomy places the organism in Eukaryota, Metazoa, Mollusca, Bivalvia, Ostreida, Ostreidae. The record is from RefSeq and is a predicted model, not a curated record. Bases 6 to 992 code for a protein of 328 amino acids. The transcript has 6 exons.